AUGGAAAACAAAGUCAUUCUUGGAUAUUGGGCAAUUAGAGGAUUAGCUUAACCAUUAAGGUUCUUCCUUGAAUACAUAGAGCUUCCCUAUGAAGAUAAGAGAUACACUAAUCCAGAAGAAUGGUUUGGAAAGGACGAUCAAACAUUCAAUAGUCCAUUUACAAAUCUUCCCUAUCUUAAAGAUGGAGAUCACACUGUUUUCGAAUCAGAUGCCAUCUAUUAUUAUUUAGCUCAUAAAGUAAAUAAACCUGAAUUACUUGGCAAAGAUGCCAAAUAAUAAACAAUGGUCGCAACCAUUAGAGGAUCCGUUGGAGAUUUCAGAGCCUCAUUCUUUUAAUGGGUUUAUGGAGGAAAAGAAACAGCUGAAGCCAAAAAGGAGGCAAUGUUGAAAGAAACUGGAGAAUUUUUUAAAAUUUACAACACUACAUUAGAAAGUUCAACAUGGUUAACCGGAGAUACAAUUACCUAUGUUGACUUUUUGGUAUGGGAAUAUGUCGAUGAAUUCCUGGUAUUGGCUCCUGAAGUGAUUACUUCAAAGCCAAAACUAGUUGAAUUUCACAAGAGAAUUUCUGAAUUCCCAUAAAUCAAGAAAUAUCUAGAAAGUCCAAAUUACAUUAAGAGACCAUACAAUUGGGAAAUACAAGCAGUUUUCUAUUGAAAAAGAUAUUUUUGUUUUAAAAACGAAACAUUUAUUUAGAAAUUUUUAUCA
Molecule: messenger RNA, 708 nt
Organism: Paramecium tetraurelia
Lineage: Eukaryota; Ciliophora; Oligohymenophorea; Peniculida; Parameciidae
Exons: 2
Biological process (GO): glutathione metabolic process
Molecular function (GO): glutathione transferase activity
Source: RefSeq, a predicted model, not a curated record